AUGUUUGCGUUUAAAGCUUUGUUAGAUGCGAAAGUGAACAGGAAUAGGCAAAGUUCGAAUUCGAAACUCAUGAAGAAAUUUACAAUUGCAUCACAACGAAUGGUAUCCAGGAAGAAGGAUUAUUUAAAUGAGAAUGUGGUUAAAGUUGAUUGCAUGGUUAAUUCUCGUGAUCAUCCUAUAGAAAUAGAAGAUGAUGAAGUAUCUAAAGGGAAAAAAUUUAUAUAUGAUGAAGUUAAGAAGAAGAAUGAUGAGAGUACAAUUGAGAUUUAUUCUAGUAAUUCUAGGAAUAAGACAAUUGACAUUUCAUCUAGUAAUUCUUGGAAGAAUAAAAAGCCAAGGAAUAAUGUUAGUCAGUCUGAUUAUAGUUCGAUGAAAAAGAGAAAACAUGGUUUGUUUGGUCGAUUAAAUUCAAAAUCAUCUGAUUCAGAAGAUUAUGUAAGUGAUUCUGAUUUUGAAGUUCGGAGCAUUACAAGGAGCAGGAAGUUGGUUAACAGAAGUGUUAGAAAAGUUAGUAAAACAUUUGUCUCCGAACAUGAGUUUUCUAGUGAUUAUGAUUUUGAGGAUGGUUCCAGUAGUAGUGUGAAGAGGGUGGAUAAUAUAGCUGAUAAGAAAGUUGAAAAGAAAAUGGAGUUGCAUAGUGAUAAAAUAAAGUCAUUGUAUUCUCGUGUUUCUCUUCAUUCUAUAUAUGGUGUUGUGAAGUCAAUGAAUCAUAAGCAAAAAGAAUGUGUGAGGAGUUUGGGGUUUGGAUCAUUGAUAGACAUGAAGACUCAAAGUAUUCCAGCAAAAUUAUGUUAUUUUGUUGUCGAUUCGUUUGAUCCUUUAGAGAUGGUUAUUAAAACUGAGGUUUCUAAUAUUUUGGUUACAAGGGAAGAUGUUAAUAGGGUGUUAGGGCUGCCUAUGGGGGUUGAUCAGUUAAAUAGUGUUGGUUUAAGAGGUAAUGAGGAAUGGUAUGAAAUAUGGAAAGAUCAAUUCAAGAAGUCGUUGUCUUUAAUUACUCCAAAUGAUGUUGUGUACAAGAUAAUAGAACGAUGUGAAGCAGAUAUGGUGUUUGUUGCAAACUUUAUUAUUCUUGUAUGUACAUGUUUUGGAUCAUGUAACAAACAAGGUGCAUGCAAUUUGAAGCUUCUACCGUAUUUGUCUGAAUCAUAUAAGUUAGAUAAGUUUGAUUGGUGUACAUAUGUAUUAAAUUGUGUAAAAGAGGAAAAGUUGAUUUGGGGUAGAAGUGAUAUUAAGACCUUCUUCAAUGGUCCAAGUGUCUUUCUAAUGUUGGUAUAUGUUGAUAGGAUUCAAUGUAGGCAAAUGUUAAUGGUUAGAAGAUAUCCAGUAAUUAAUAAUUGGACUUUAGAGCAGUUGAAAGUGAGAGAAAUGAAUGAAAUUUCUAAUGGAGGUUUUGGAAGGCCAUCUGCUAUAGUGGAAAGUGUUGAUGAAGUUUCUAGAGGAUCAAUUUUACUUUUCAUCAUAGUAAUUAUAAAUGCGAAUAUGCUUUUCAGUCAUCUGGAAAAAAGUAGUAGUUGUGAUGAUAAGUCUAAUGAAUUUCGAGAUGUUGGGCAGUCUGUUAACAACAGCGUUGGUGGUAAUAAAUAUGGAUCGGCAAAUUUGUUUGGCGAAUAUGGAAAUAUGGAAACUAAGUUGCAUGUGGAUUGCGAGGGUGGUCAUAAGGAAAAAUGUGUAGUUGAGGGUAUUCCUUCUUUUAAUUUAGGAAUUGAUGACGAUAUGCAUACUCCUCCAAAAGUGAGUCCAGGUGUUGUUGUUAAUAAAUAUGGAUCGGCAAAUUUGUUCGGGAAAUCUGGAUUUAUUGAAACUAAGUUGCCUCUGGAUUGCGAGGGUGGUCAUAAGGAAAAGUGUGUAGUUGAGAGUAUUCCUUCUUUUAAUUUAGGAAUUGAGGAUGAUAUGUAUACUCCUCCAAAAGUUAAUCCAGGUAUUGAUAGUUAUGUGCACAAUAAUUAUGUUUCUGUUGGAAUAAGUUCUGAUUCAGUCAAAGGGAAUGAACCUAAGUCUUGCGAUGAAAGUGAAAAAGUUCAAAUUCUUGAGAAAGAUAUGAUUUCAUCGAGACCAAAGAGAAGUCAAACGUUACCUCCAGUGCUUAGGUCUCCAUUUGUUGUACGAGCUGUUGAGAUUGAUAGUAAUUUGACAAAGGAGGAGAAUAUCAAGUCUAAUUGGGAUGAUCUUUUUCAUAGCAUAAAUGGUCAACGUGGGGAAAGAUACAUGUUUGAGAGCUUAUAUCCGGGAGAAUUUCUUUUUUCUGGGACUAUUAAUUGUUUUGUUGAAGUGUUGAACUAUGAUGAGAGAGCUAGGAAUUUGGACACUUCUUCAUGUUUCUUCUUCAAGACAGUAGUAUUGGAUCCUGCAUACAUGCAUAGUGAAGCAUGUAAAUAUGAUGAUGUGUACGAGAAUUUUAAAGAAAAUGUUUUUCAUUGUUUGGGAGAGUCUAAAGAACGAAGAAAUUUAAAAGGAAUUGAUUUGGUGUUCUUUCCUGCAUGUGCAAACAGUCACUAUUUUGUGUUUGUUUUUUAUUUUAAAAACCGCAAAGCUGUCAUAUUGGACAACAUAUUGUAUAGAUCUUCUGAAAAACCAUACCCUUAUCUUACUCAAAAUCUGGUAAUUAUGUAUGAAAUGGAAUUUGUUGAUCAAUAUAUGACGUGGAAAACAAGAGGUAACAGUAAUGAUUGUGGGAUUUUUUUGAUGCGUCAUAUGGAAACUUAUAAAGGUGGUCCUUUAGCUCAAUGGAGAUGUGGUUUUAAAAUGGAAAGUGUUGAGCAGAUUUUGCAACUUAGAAAUCUUCGAAGAAGAUAUUCUAUGAAAAUUCUGUUGAGUGAAGUAAAUCUAAUGAAAAAUGAAGUUGACCAACUUCUUGUUGAUUAUCAAAAGCUUUCUUCAAAUGGCAGGCGUGUAAUGUAUCAUGAAGGCAUUAUCAAUAUAGCAGCUAGGUUAGCCGCUUUUGGUCCUUGA
Lactuca saligna is the source of this 2949-nucleotide messenger RNA. NCBI's taxonomy places the organism in Eukaryota, Viridiplantae, Streptophyta, Magnoliopsida, Asterales, Asteraceae. The record is from the annotation of a GenBank genome assembly.